GACGGGUCUGGUGUUCACCGCGAGUCGCUGCUGCGGUCGCUCGUGGCUGACGAGCUCCGCAGGGCUGCGCUGAUCCGACGCAGCGGCGUUCGGGUACCGCUCACACGUGAUUACUUCUCGGUGGGUUUCGGCGUCGUUUGGGUGCCGCAGAACCGGAGGGCGGGAGGAGGAAGCGUGGAGGGCAUCGUUCCGGUGGAGACCGAGUUGGGCAGCGGAGGCCUCGCUCGCCCGCCCUUCGCCUGCGUUUUGAAACCCUUCGGGGCGACGGCGUCCUCCGAGCACCUUCGCAGGAAACACAGACUGACAAGAACUCAAAGUGCCUUUUCCCCGGUUGUGUUCAGCCCCCUCUUCACAGGUGAAACGGUGUCACUGGUGGACGUGGACAUCUCUCAGCGAGGACUGACCUCCCCGCACCCUCCGACUCCGCCGCCUCCGCCACGGAGAAGCCUCAGCCUGCUGGGUACCGAUAAUAUCGGUGGGCCGCUGCCUGCAUCUGUCCUAGUGGGUCCCAUGGGCUCCUCCCUGCAGUCCUUCCCUCUGCCUCCGCCUCCGCCGCCCCCCCCCCCAGGUCAGCUUCGCUUUGGCAGCACGGCUCUGGCUUUCCCUUCAGGGCUUUGGGGGUUUGCUUGCUGCUUCGCGGCCAGCUUGCGAGAGCUGGAGAAGUGCGGGUGGUACUGGGGACCGAUGAACUGGGAGGACGCAGAGAUGAAGCUGAAGGGGAAGCCAGACGGGUCCUUCCUGGUCCGAGACAGUUCUGACCCGCGAUACAUCCUGAGCCUCAGCUUUCGGUCGCAGGGCAUCACCCACCACACCAGGAUGGAGCACUACAGAGGGACCUUCAGCCUGUGGUGCCAUCCCAAGUUUGAAGACCGCUGCCAGUCUGUGGUGGAGUUCAUAAAGAGAGCGAUCAUGCACUCCAAAAACGGGAAGUUCCUUUACUUCCUCCGGUCCAGGGUUCCAGGUCUCCCUCCAACGCCUGUCCAGCUCCUGUAUCCAGUCUCCAGGUUCAGCAACGUCAAAUCCCUGCAGCACCUUUGCCGCUUUCGGAUCAGGCAGUUGGUCCGAAUAGACCACAUCCCCGAGCUCCCGCUGCCCAAGCCCCUGAUCUCCUACAUCCGCAAGUUCUACUACUACGACCCGCAGGAGGAGGUGUAUCUGUCGCUGAAGGAAGCCCAGCUCAUCUCCAAACAGAAGCAGGAGAGCGAAUCCUCCACGUAGCGAGGCUGCCUCGCCCGUCUUGUUGCUGUCACUGAUG
Opisthocomus hoazin is the source of this 1255-nucleotide messenger RNA. Lineage: Eukaryota; Metazoa; Chordata; Aves; Opisthocomiformes; Opisthocomidae. The record is from RefSeq and is a predicted model, not a curated record.